AUGAUUAAUAAGACAUUAGUCAAGGAAUUCCUUCUUCUGGGAUUUCAAGUAGAUCAUCAAUCUAAAGCUGUACUCUUUAUCCUGUUUCUUAUAUUAUAUCUACUAACCAUUCUUGGAAAUCUGCUUAUCAUUGUUUUGGUGUACACCUAUAGAAAACUCCAAUCACCUAUGUACAUUUUCUUGUCUAAUCUAUCUUUGGUUGACAUAUUAUUUAGUACAAAUAUUGUCCCUAACAUGCUUGUGAUUACACUCAAAGAGAGACCAGCAAUCUGUGUCAAUGAGUGUAUUGCCCAGUUCUUCUUCUAUGGAAUGCUAGGUGGCACAGAAUGUUUCCUUCUCACGGUGAUGUCCUAUGAUCGAUAUCUCGCCAUCUGUAACCCUUUGAAAUACACAUACAUUAUGGACUUUAAGCUCCAACAUUUUCUACUUGCUGUAUCAUGGGUGACAAGUGCCACUGUAACUCUUUUGCCAUCUAUUCUUUUGCACCAGUUAUAUUUCUGUGGACCCUCUGUUAUAGACCACUUCUUCUGUGAUCUUGAUCCCAUUUUGAAUCUUUCUUGCUCAGAUACAGGGAUUGUUAAAACAGAAACCCUUAUAUCUACAAUAUUUGUUGUGAUCAUCCCAUUUCUAGUGGUAAUUUCUUCUUAUGCCCGUAUUCUCAUUACCAUCCUUGGGAUUUCUUCAACUGAAAGCCGUCAGAAGACAUUCUCCACCUGUAGUACUCAUCUGCUUGUUGUGUGCACAUAUUUCUUGACUAUAAUAACUGUUUACAGUAAUCCAUCAAAAACAUAUUCCUCAAACGCCCAAAAAGUACGAUCAUUGCUAUAUACAGUGUUGACCCCACUGUUUAAUCCAGUUAUAUAUGCUCUAAGGAAUAACGAGAUCAAAACUGCACUUCACAAACUGUUGACUCAAUUCAAUUCAAAUAUGUAUUGUCACAACAAAACACCAAAUAAAAUGAAGUGA
This is a messenger RNA of Pseudophryne corroboree (corroboree frog), 966 nucleotides long. Its product is annotated as olfactory receptor 10A7-like. Lineage: Eukaryota; Metazoa; Chordata; Amphibia; Anura; Myobatrachidae. The transcript has a single exon. Gene Ontology annotation, molecular function: olfactory receptor activity; G protein-coupled receptor activity. The record is from RefSeq and is a predicted model, not a curated record. Bases 1 to 966 code for a protein of 321 amino acids. Gene Ontology annotation, biological process: G protein-coupled receptor signaling pathway. Gene Ontology annotation, cellular component: membrane.